GGAUUACAACCUCUAUGGAAUCUCCCACUUCAGACUCACCAUUUUGGAAUAGUUCCAGUUUGACUUUGCUUGCUCUAUCACCCAAUGUUCACUGCUCAAAGCUGACUGAAGAUUUUGACUUUGUUUUUGUACUUGUACCCACAAUCUAUGUCAUCAUUUUUGUUAUUGGGACUAUUGGAAACUCAAUAAUAAUAGUAGGAUUAACAUGCUGUGUUCAAAAAAAGACAGUGGCCAAUAUUUACAUUGUAAAUCUAGCAAUUGCAGACCUGUCUUUUGUGGCCACUUUGCCACUUUGGGCUGUAAAUAUGUUGGAAAAAUACAAGUGGAUCUUUGGGGCUUUCAUGUGUAAAUUGUGUGCCGUUAUCAUGUCGUUAAAUAUGUAUGCCAGCAUUUUUCUUCUGACUUGCCUUAGCAUAGAUCGUUACUUUGGCAUUGUUCAUCCAAUGAAAUCUCUUAAUCAAAGGACUCGAACCAAAGCAAAAAUAGCAACAGCUAUUGUAUGGUGCAUGGCUGGUGCUGUAAGCUUGCCUACCAUGUAUUUCCGUCAGACUUAUUACUCAAACACACACCAGCACACAGUCUGUUCCAUGAAGUACCCAAAGAACAGUAUUUUUUGGAUGACUUUUGUGGAGCUGACAAAAACUAUUGUAGGUUUUGUAAUACCUUUUAUUUUCCAAGGAAUAUGUUAUGGGUUAAUAUAUAAAAACAUUUUAACUUCACCGAAAAAAAAAUUGAGGAAGCAAAAGAGUGAUAAGGUCUUAAAAAUAGUGGUGACGAUGGCAUGUGCUUUCAUAAUAUGUUGGCUGCCAUUUCAGACUGCAAAUUUCUUGAAGGUUUUAGCGAAGCUGAAAAUUAUCACAUCAUGCAAAAUCAUUAGGCUUAUUCAUGCUACAAUACCAAUCACUGUCUGCAUUGCAUUUUCCAACAGUUGUGUAAAUCCCAUUCUAUACUAUUUUGCCAGCAAAAGGUUCCGGAAUCAACUGACAAAAUCUUUAAGAAGAUCACUGUAUAGGAGCUAUGAGAAUGCAACUCAGAGACAGAAAUCAGGGAGGAUGGAAACACAUGGAAGUGUUUAUUUUAUGGAUGAACUUAUGAAAAAAUAAAACCUAUAGUAAAAACUUAUAGUAA
This is a messenger RNA of Spea bombifrons (plains spadefoot toad), 1128 nucleotides long. Its product is annotated as type-1 angiotensin II receptor-like. Gene Ontology annotation, molecular function: angiotensin type II receptor activity. Gene Ontology annotation, cellular component: membrane. The record is from RefSeq and is a predicted model, not a curated record. Lineage: Eukaryota; Metazoa; Chordata; Amphibia; Anura; Pelobatidae. The transcript has a single exon. Gene Ontology annotation, biological process: G protein-coupled receptor signaling pathway; regulation of vasoconstriction; immune response. Bases 15 to 1103 code for a protein of 362 amino acids.